AUGGCAACAAUAGAAGCCGCCCCUCGACCCAGAGACACUUUGCCAUCCAUAAGUCAUCUCGACCUUGACACCAUCAGAUCCGAGAGGAACGACCUUUCGAGGUAUUCCAUCGGUAGCGGUCUGAGCAUCAGCACGGCACCCUUGGCCAGUCCCACGGCAUCCAUGUACUCGGGCCAGCCUCAGCCGUACUCAUGUGCACCGUCAACAGCAGGCUCUGUCACUGGUGUGUCGGGUUACAUAUCCCCUCCCGAGUCCACCACUCGACGUUCGACCAGGGACGAGAAGGAGUCGCCUGAUCUUCGCAAAUCUCUGCCUUCCAUUCAUGAGGCUCUAGGAGACAAGUCAAUGCCCUUCUCAGGCUCGUCCCAGCAUCAAUUGCCCACGCCUUCGGCAGCCGUUGGCCCAUCGUUCUCGGAUGGCCCCAAGGGUCCUGUGAAUCCCUUUUCUCAGCCGGCACCCUCUGUGCCUGCCUUACGAGAUGUAUUCUCGGCGCCUCAAAUGACCGCAUCGACUCCAACCGAACCGCAGACCGCGAAGCCGCCUUUCCCUCCGCCAUCCGUGCCGGCACCCGAUCCUCGUCAACCAGUCUCUCAGACCUUUGGCUACCCAGGCUCUCCCAGUUCUCAGCAACCGUCAAAUUUUCGUUCGGCCUCUUUGGCGAAUACCACGUUCACAAACCAUAAUGAGGCUGCCACAGGCCGAUCUCCUCAGACUUACGAGCCGCCGAGGCAGCAACAAGCUUUCCCACCAUUCAGUAAUCCCACCUCCUCAAAUGCACUCACUUCUACCAACGAGGUCUUCCAAUUCACCGCAGGCUCGAAACCCGCGAACGAGGUACCGUACAAUGAGGCUGUCAAACGACAUUUGGAGGUAUUUGACGCCGAGUUGGGGAUCAAUGAAAUUGGCGAAGCCAGCCUUCGUACGCUGGAGUUUUGCCGGACAUGGGGUCCACGUAUUCACCAGGGAAGCCGAUCGGGCUACGUGCAAGAGAAUCUCCCUCCAGGAGCGGAGCUAGAUGACCUGCUCCGUCAAACCCACCGCACGUACGAGCUCUUCAGUUACCUGCGAGAAAUGGUAGUCGCUCAAGAGAAUGCGAAGGCAGAGCAAGCCCGACUUGCUCGGGGCGCUCAGGCGGAAGAAGAGUACCAAGGAACUUCGGACGAAUACAAAAAUGGGGGUUAUUCAGGAGGCGAUGCGAAGAAGCGACGUGGAAAAGCCGCGCCGCCUGGCCGAUGUCACAGCUGCAACCGUGCCGAGACGCCCGAAUGGCGAAGAGGUCCAGACGGGGCUCGCACUUUGUGCAAUGCAUGUGGCCUUCACUAUGCCAAGUUAACACGAAAGUUGGGUGUCAACAAAGCGGCAGCUAUGACUGGAGCAAACCUCCGCCCCAAAAAUGCCGAUUCCACGAGGCCGUAG
This is a messenger RNA of Fonsecaea multimorphosa CBS 102226, 1416 nucleotides long. RefSeq lists its product as uncharacterized. Lineage: Eukaryota; Fungi; Ascomycota; Eurotiomycetes; Chaetothyriales; Herpotrichiellaceae. Gene Ontology annotation, molecular function: zinc ion binding; sequence-specific DNA binding. The record is from RefSeq and is a predicted model, not a curated record. Gene Ontology annotation, biological process: regulation of DNA-templated transcription. Bases 1 to 1416 code for a protein of 471 amino acids. The transcript is spliced from 4 exons.